Podarcis lilfordi (Lilford's wall lizard) is the source of this 6463-nucleotide messenger RNA. NCBI's taxonomy places the organism in Eukaryota, Metazoa, Chordata, Lepidosauria, Squamata, Lacertidae. The record is from the annotation of a GenBank genome assembly.
UGUCAUUUGUGUGUAUUGCAGACUUGGAGGAAGGAUGGAGGGGGACUUCACUGGGAAAGAUGUUUACGGGAAGCAUUUUUCUCCAAAAGAUUAUUUAAAAAUGUACUAUUCCUUCAGCAAGGAAGACGGCUCUCAAGAAGAUGCUCUCCUAAAUUUUUAUCUGCAAAAAUUCCACAAAACUUUCACCGUGGGUGAGUACCCCAUAGAUUGCUUUCUGGCACUGGUGGGCUGGCUGAGCUUUGUCAAUUUGUCGUUCAUGAUGGAGAGAAUGCUUCGAAAUUAAUAUUCUUUUUUUUACAAGCGUGUCCACCUUUUGCAAAAUUUGCAGGGGUCAUCCCUUUCCCACAAGAAUCAUGGUGGGAGGCAGAAAUGGGAUCAACCACCCUUUAUCCCUGGAGCAUUUGUUGUUGGGGCCAAGGACAAGGAGCCAGUGGGUCACUUCUCAGACCAAUUAGUUAUUUCACUGGGCAAGAGGCCAAGAGGACUCACUGCCCCUUUGCCAGGUCCCCAAGCCGCUAUUCAGCCGGGUCAAGAAUUUUGUUUUGAUCCAAACAAUCACUUCCUUGAUCAAAUUUUCCACAGCCAGCUGGAAUAGUUCAGUUCAUAGAGUGGCUGCAUGUCCAGCUUUGCAAAGGACAGCCCUCACAUGAAGGAGUGCCAGAGGAAUGAUCCUCUCUCUGGACAUCCUCUGUCCUGCUCAGUUUUUCCUUAAAGAUGCAAAACCCUAAGAAAAGAGAGCAGGAGGAUUGCCUUGAAAUUGCCCCUCAGCGCUGAGCUUCUAGGCAGCAGACUGAGCUGGUCAUCCAGCCACAGCAGUCCCACUGCGGUGAAAUGGACUGUGAUUCUGUUCAAAUUAUAGUAUAAUGAUUUCAAAAAAGAAGAGAUGAGAAGAAAAGCAUGUAGCAUUUUUAAAAAACAAACCAGCUUAAUCUAAGCAUGCAUAAAAAUCCAUGUGUUGGUAAAGAUGCAUUCUAUUUGGGGAAAUUGCUUGGAAAACAUGUGUGAAAUGGAUGCACCUUGCUCAACCUUCUGCAUGAGAAGCUGCCCUAAAAAAAUCCCAAUUGUUCUUUCACAUCUGAUCACUGUUGGCCAUUGCUGGGCAACCUGUAGCCUCCAUGGUUGUGCACUCCUCUCAGCCAGCAUGGCCAAUAGGCAGGGGCGAUGGAAGUUGCCAGCUGGUAACAUCUGGAAGGCAAAGGUUUCUCCUUCCAGGGAAAACUGUAUUGGCCAGUGGCCCUAAAAGGUGUGACAUUAGAUGUUUUGCAUGAAUAAAUGUAUGGCAAGCAAGAUCAUAUCAGAGCAGUCAUUCCAGCUUGCAGCAGGAUAUUCCAUAGCAUUGGAAAAACUACAAUUGUCUUCCUGCCCACAGCAUAACUGUUGGGUGGGAGGAGUACCCUUUUGGAGUAUACAUUGUCUCCUUUGAGCCUGUAAGUUCCCUGUUGCAUUCUAUAAUGCCCUAUGAACAAUGGUGGUGCUAUAUACAUUACAGUGGUACCUCAGGUUACAUACGCUUCAGGUUACAUACGUUUCAGGUUAUAUACUCCGCUAACCCAGAAAUAGUGUUUCAGGUUAAGAACUUUGAUUCAGGAUGAGAACAGAAAUCGUCCUCUGGCGGCGCGGCAGCGGCAGGAGGCCCCAUUAACUAAAGUGGUGCUUCAGGUUAAGAACAGUUUCAGGUUAAGUACAGACCUCCGGAACGAAUUAAGUACUUAACCUGAGGUACCACUGUAAUUAAUAUUGUUAAUGAGGAGGAAGAGGAUAUUUUAGUGCAUGCAGUUGGACGUAUAGGCAUACCAAGCUUUUUUAAUUAUUAUCCAGGAACUUUGCAUCAUAGAAGAGCAUGCGUCUUAUGAUUCAGACCCCAUGAGCAAAUAAGUCUACUGCCACUUCAAUUUGUCACCCUGUGCAAAAGAUGCCAUCAUCAUCCUAGUGAGGGCAGACAAAAUGUGGCCAAGAUAAGGAAUCGUGCGGGUGUGUGGGUGUGGGUGUAACAGUAACCUCAUUAUCAUUUUCAAAUGCAGAUGGAGUUAAAGGAGACACACUGAUUGAUAUUGGAAGCGGACCCACUAUCUACCAAUUUCUCUCUUCCUGCGGGUCCUUCCGAGAGAUCAUUGCCACAGAUUACACUGACCAGAACAGGGAGGAGAUUAAGAGGUGGUUGAAGAAGGACCCAGAUGCUUUUGAUUGGAGCCAGGCUCUGAAAUAUGUGUGUGAGCUGGAGGGAGACAGGUACUGGGCUUUUAACUUCCAUUCAUUAAUAAACUCAUGGAACCCUACAGUUUGAAAGUACUUCAAUCUAGUGCAACCUCUUGCCAAUGCUGGGAACUCUCUUUUGCAGCAUACUUGGUAGAUUUGGACAUUUCAGCUAUAGUUUCUCCACAAGUUUAUACUAAGUAACGACAUUUAUAGAGGGGCACAGCACAACAUUCUGGUUUCUGAUCAGAGUGACCAUUCAGGGACCUACACUUGGGAAUACUACAGAAAGGGAGGUAUUUGUGAAUUGCUUUAAAUAGCUUGUCCUAACAAACACAUAAUCUCCAUGCAUCUGAUGAACUGGACUUACUUUCUUAAGUUUCUUAGGCUGCAACAAUAACCUAGCAGUAAGCGCUGCUAAAUUUAAUAGGAUUUAUUUCAGAGUAGGUCUGAUUAGGAUUGUGUUAAAGGUGCUGCAAGAAUCUUCUGCCACUGUUUUUAGAAUGCAUAUUCAUUAUAACAGAAAUAUGGCCAUGACCUAGGAUGGGACCAGAAUGUGGCAGCUGGCCUGUACACACCCAUCCCCAUUUCACCUCUAAACAAGGAUGGCAGGUUUCAUACUGCUGCAAAAGCCUGCCUGGCCAAUUUGACCAGUGCAACAAAAUUAAGGCACAUGCUGUCCACCACCAGCAGCAAAGCACUUUUCACACCCCUUCCAGUUUCGUAAUCCACUUUCAGCAACUGGGGAAGCGGUAGCUGAAUAUUUUAAUAAACAGGUUGCUUUAUUUCACAUGCUCCUGCAGGGGGACGAGGUUGCUGGCUUGCCAGAAAAGGAGGUUUGCGUGCUCACUGUUUCCUGCUCUUUCCCACCUUUGCUCUUCCCCAGGGAGAAAUGGGUAGAAAAGGGAGAGAAGGUACGAAGCACCAUCCGGCGAGUGCUGAAAUGUGACGUGACCCAAGUCAACCCUUUGGCUCCGCUGGUGGUGGCCCAAGCUAGCUGUGUGACUUCUGCACUUUGCCUGGAGGCUGCGUGCAAAGACCUCACUGCCUACCAUGCCGCCUUGAGGAACAUUGGCUCCCUUGUAAAGCCCGGGGGGCACCUUGUGCUCCUGGUAGCUCUCGGAGGAAACUUCUACAUGGCUGGCGAGCAAAUGUUCUUCUGCCUUUACCUUGAGAAGGAAACUGUAGACAGUGCAGUGACAGAGGCAGGCUUUGAUAUCUUAUGGUCUGAAGAGGCCAAAAAUAGCUAUUCACCAACAUAUAGUGAUUGUAAGAAUGUCUAUUUCCUAGUUGCCCAGAAACGUAUCAAGGUGUAGGUGCUUGUGGGGAAAUGACAGGAGGCCAAAGGAAAGCAAUAAUCUUACAAUGUCCAGACAUAGCCACACAUGCAGAUCAGUGUGAGGGUAGCUAUAUAUCUAUAGCUAUAUCUAUAUCUAUAUCUAUAUCUAUAUCUAUACACACACACACACGUGUCAAACCCUCCAAUAUUUUUCCAGUGAAAAUAAGGAUGUUCUAAGGAAAAGCGGUACAGUGGUACCUUGGUUUUCGAACAUCUUGGAAGCUGAAUGUUUUGGUUUUUGAAUGUCAAAAAUCUGGCAGUAAAUGCUUCCAUUUUUGAAUGCACCUCAGAAGUCAAACAGCUUCCAUUGAGUUUUUUCCCCUUCAUUUUUCUCUAUUGAAUUUGCAGACCUCCCUUUGCACCUCAGUUUUCAAAUGUUCAGAAGUCAAAUGGUCUUCCAGAAUGGAUUACGUUCGAAAACCAAGGUACCGCUGUACUUUCGAAGAUCAAAUCAGAAACUAGGGCGGCUUCUGUAAAUCCAGGACUGUCCCUGGAAAAUAGGGAUAUGGAGUCUCUCUCUCUCUCGCGCUCUCUCUCUCUCUCUCUCUCACACACACACACACAAACAAAUAACCUUGGGAAUUCCGCUACCUGAUCACCACAUAGGCCUGCCUCUCAUGACACAGUCAUCCAAACUACAGCUUAAGAACUUAAGAAGAGCCCUGCAGGAUCAGGCCAAUGGCCCAUCUAGUCCAGCUUCCUGUUCUCACUGUGGCCCCCCUGAUCCCUGGGGGAAACCCUCAAGCAGCAGCUGAGUAUCCCACGCUGGUUGGGAGUGGAUCUUCUUCAUUAUGUUCACAGCUUUGCAAAUUCUAAUGUGAAAUUCUUGGUAGUAGGCAUAAGUUUGAUAUCCUGCAGCAAUAUGCAUAAUAAUGAGCUACUCCAUUACCUGCAGAAUUAUAAUCUGGAAUAUACAUGGCAUUGGUUCAUUCCGGCAUGGAACGCUAUAAUCACUUCUUUCCUUUUGGCUAAUGUAUACAGUACGUUUUCUGUAAUUCUGAACAUUGUCAAUCAUAUGCAAUGUGACCAAAUAUAUGAAUAAAAAAUCUGAAACCAGACAAGAGAGCAUUUUCUGAUGAUGGCAAUGUUUACCAUUUAGGCAAGCUGUUUGCAUUUUUUAAAACAAAAAAUAAUUUAAAGACCAUGAGAAUUCAGUUGUCAAGCAUUGCUGACAACAAGGACAUGAUUAGUCAGAUGAUGAGGGUAAGGAUGAACCCACCUUUCCCCCUCAGCUCCCAGGGCAGUUACAACAAUUAAAACACAAUAUUAAAAACAACUUACAUAAAUGAGGUGGGUCAUAAAAAUAUCUCAGGUGUUAAAAGCCAGAGUUUUUAGGGAAAAUAGAGAGGCAUAAGCCACAAAGCCACUAUGUUCCUAGUACUCCAGGAGGGAAAUAUGACCCAAAUUGCUCAAAUCUGCUUUUCACACCAUUGGCAUAUUAGAACACCAUCCCUGAAAUCAGUAGAGGUGAAUGAGAAUAAUGCGAGAUGAAAGGAUUCUGCUUAAACCUCGUCUAUUCUAUUUGUGUUACAUGCAACAAGCAAUAGGUAACAGCUGAAAAUUUCCUGUUGAGUAAACUGCAACAGAACCUUUGCAGGGAGUCACUGCUGAUGUGUAUAAAAACCACCAAGUCUAGUUUACGACAGCUUCUGCCACUGCAGAAAGCUUUGCCUUAUUUCAACAUUGCUAGAAAUAUUAUUUCCAGACCACUCCUGACAUCACCUUAUUUGACGCAAACAGACACACACACACACACACACACAGAGAGAGAGAGAGAGAGACAGAGAGAGAGAGAGAGAGAGAGCCAGCCAGCCAGCGAGAGAGAGCUAAGAGUUCAAUCUGGGACAAUAUAAAACUGCCUUCCAUUCAAUAUCAAUUAACACCUCAUUUAUUCCAGUGGUUUCUGAAAGAAGAAGAAGAAAAAUUCUCCAAUGCACAUUUAGAGGGGGGGAAAUUGUCUAGCAAGUUCUCAUCUAAAUUGUAGAAAGGUUGACUGACCACAUAGCCAAUCAUGAAUAUGGUUGCUUUGGAGAAUUUCCUAUUCGCUUCAAACAAGGAGUAUCUGAUUUUAAUACUAGGUUUUUACACUGUUGUAACCUGCAUUGGGACUUUGUGGUGAAGGAUAGGCAGGACAACUAAUCAUUAUUAUUUAUUCAUCAUCAUUAUUAUUAGUAGGCUGUCUCUCCCAUUCACAAGCACAGAGGUGAAUUUCAGGACUCCUUCACUUGUCUCACUGCUCCCUCCUGGGAAAACUCACUGUUUACCUCUCAGUUGGUUUUUCUGCAGAUUGAUGUUUGUUCCCAUUCAGUGGUAAACAGCAGGUUUCCCCGGGGAAAGCAGCGGGGCAAAUGAAAAAGCAGGAAAGCACAGGGCAAGUGGCAAACCUCUUGGACCUGAGCUUUCUGGGCACGAGACAAGCAGAAGUGUGGCUGAGCCUGUAAUGUUGCACAAACACUGUGGCAAUAGAGGAAAUCAGUGCAAUAGCUGCGCUUAUAGGAAUUCGUUGCGAAAGAGAUUGCACAUUUAUUCUGCAACGAAGUUACCAGCAACCUGCUUUUGCAUUCUCUUCUGCAACAAUAUUCUGUUGCAUACUCAGGCUCUGCACUCUCUCUGCCCCCCACCUCUUUGAUGGAAAGGUAAAUAAAGGACACAGCACGGCUUGAGUGGGGUCAAGUUUAUUGACAACAAAUGUAAGAGGUUUGGCACAGGCAAUUGGGCAACCAUUUACUUCUGGCCCGCCUGCCGGAAGUGACACCAAGGCUCAACCCAGCAGCGGGGGUUCCUAUGACUUACAACAAAUAAGGGGGACCCCUGCGGGCGUCACUGCCAGUGCCGGAUUUACAUAUAAGCUAAACAAUCUAUAGCUUAGGGCCCCACUCUCUUGGGGGCCCCAAAAAAAUUUAAAGGAAAAGAAACUGGAUGUACAUUUCC